AUGAACUCUAGCGAAGCAGACGGCCCGGCAUGUCCCGUCGCCAUUCAUCCCUACGGCAUGUCGUCUGGAGCGUUGACGAUGAGUGGCAUCGGUUCCGGUGCGCUGCAGAUGGGUCCAAUCACGUCGACAGCUCUCGGCUCGACUGUUGGUUUGCCCACUGGCUUGGCCCUUGGAAAUAUUGAUAUUGCUAACUCAUGGUUUCCUGGCUAUCAUGAUAUUAGACCUAUUGAUCAUGGAAACUAUGACACUGAGAUUUCCUCCAUUAAUUACCCAGACAUUUCUUCUACGCAGAAGUAUGAGCCUCUUAAGUACGAUUACAACGAAGUAAGGACAAAGCCUUACGAGGAACAACGUUUGUACCAUAAGGAGCCAGUAAGAACAAUGAAGGAAGAAGAUGUGAAAUUCGAGCCACAAGAAGACCGAUGUGAUACAAGAGAUGGAGCGGCUCCUGCAAAACGUGGUCGACCCACGGAAAACCCUUGCUGGGGUUACUUCAUUCGACUUGACGACCAGAAUGUUCGCUGUCGAUUGUGCAACAAGGUAGUGAAAUCCGCAUGUGCUACCAAUAUGACAAAACAUCUCGAGCGCCAUCAUCAGCAAGACUAUCAGCAACUUAUCGUUCAAAUCAAGCAGUACAGGCAGCAGAAAGGCCCCGUAGCAAGCGGUUUAUCAGCAUCGGAGGUACAUCAAACAUCCUGCAUACUGUCUACAAAUCAAUAUGUGAAGACCGAGAACUACGCUCAGCAAUUAUAUACACAAUUCGAAAGAGAGGACAUGCUUAGAAACUGUUCCAGUUACGAUCGGAAUGAUCCAUCGCUGGCCUGGCAACGUGGACAGUGGAGUCAAUGGCCCUCGACGCAUGAUCCAUCUACUUCCGGCUUAGAAAUGGGAGUUCUGCACGGUUGCAUCAGUUCUUCGCCUAGUGGGUGGAAUACUGCCACACCCGGUACUUCAGCGGUUGUGGAGAAACCCUACAUGAAGAGGAACAGAAAAACAGAGCAUCCAGUUUGGGAGUACUUCAAGCGAACACCAGACGGAAAUGCGCAAUGUGGUAUCUGCACUGGAGUGGUGAAAAGUCCUUGCUCGUCCAACUUCAUGCGACAUCUGAUGCGACAUCAUUCCGCAGAGUACAAUGACGUCUACGUGAAAUGGGUGCAAAAGAGGGGACCCAACAAGUAAUGCGAGCGAUAUUCGCAGAUGUAUCUACAUAAACUAACCAAUAAUGCAAUGCAAUGCAAACACGUGCAUCUUUUUGCGUGCGAUUAAACUACAC
Messenger RNA from Cylicocyclus nassatus, 1273 nucleotides. The record is from the annotation of a GenBank genome assembly. Lineage: Eukaryota; Metazoa; Nematoda; Chromadorea; Rhabditida; Strongylidae.